Messenger RNA from Urocitellus parryii (Arctic ground squirrel), 1922 nucleotides. RefSeq names its product KLF transcription factor 8 (gene Klf8). NCBI's taxonomy places the organism in Eukaryota, Metazoa, Chordata, Mammalia, Rodentia, Sciuridae. The record is from RefSeq and is a predicted model, not a curated record. Gene Ontology annotation, molecular function: RNA polymerase II cis-regulatory region sequence-specific DNA binding; DNA-binding transcription factor activity, RNA polymerase II-specific. Gene Ontology annotation, biological process: regulation of transcription by RNA polymerase II.
UCAGAGGAUGGGUGGAGAGUGGGCUUGGCCGGAACUAAAUUGGUGGAGGUAAAAGGGGAACGGAGGAUCUUUAGCAUUGGCCCCUUCGGCCCAGCAAACCCACUUUAUUUUUAGCCGAGGAAAAGCUGCAGGGGGAGGAUUCUUUUUAGAAAGUCUGCUCUGCCGGCCCUGAUUUUUGGGUUGGAUGCUUGAGAGCUUUGUUUCCCUUGUUCUAAGGGUGGCCCAGCUGGGGCUGAAUCGACUCCCUCCCUUUUCGCCUUCCUCCCCAUUUUCCAGCCAAGAGAAAAAGGGGAGGUGGGGGGCCGAGAAAGAGAAGGCAAGAGCUAGUCGCCUGGCGCGCUGUCAGACAGGGGCGGGUGUGAGGGGAGCAGCUGUCUUGCGAUCAGCUCAGGGGUAUGAACCUCCUGGAGGACGGCAUGAGCUCCGGACACUUCAGGAGUCCUCAGCUAGAGACAUGGGCGAUAUGGAUCAACUCAUAAACAACUUGGAAGUCCAACUUAAUUCAGAAGGUGGCUCAAUGCAGGUAUUCAAACAGGUCACUGGUCCUGUUCAGAUCAGAGAUCCCACUGACACAGCUGACGGAAGUAAUAUGACAUCUCCACCACUCCUGGAUGCGAGCCCGAUGGAGAACCCAGCCCUAUUUAAUGAUAUCAAGAUUGAGCCCCCAGAAGAACUUCUAGCAAAUGAUUUCAACUUGCCCCAAGUGGAACCAGUUGAUCUCUCCUUUCACAAACCCAAGGCUCCUCUCCAGCCUGCUAGUAUGUUGCAAGCUCCAAUACGUCCUCCCAAGCCACAGUCUGCUCCCCAGGGCCUUGUGGUGUCCACUUCAACAUCUGAAACGACCACUUCAGCAAACAUCCCUACUAUUCUGACUCCAGGUUCUAUACUGGCCUCCUCUCAGGGGACUGGUGGCCAACAGAUAUUACAUGUGAUUCACACCAUCCCCUCAGUCAGUCUGCCAAAUAAAAUGGGUGGACUGAAGACCAUACCAGUGGUGGUGCAGUCCCUGCCCAUGGUGUAUACCAGUUUGCCUACAGAUGGAGGCCCUGCUGCCAUUACGGUCCCGCUCAUUGGAGGAGAUGGCAAAAAUGCUGGAUCAGUGAAAGUUGAUCCCACCUCCAUGUCUCCACUGGAGAUUCCUAGUGACAGUGAAGAGAGUGCAAUUGAGAGUGGAUCUUCAGCCUUACAGAGUCUACAGGGACUCCAGCAAGAACCAGCAACAAUGGCCCAAAUGCAGGGGGAAGAGUCACUUGACUUGAAGAGAAGACGGAUUCACCAAUGUGACUUUGCAGGAUGCAGCAAAGUGUACACCAAAAGCUCUCACCUGAAAGCUCACCGCAGAAUCCAUACAGGAGAGAAGCCUUAUAAAUGCACCUGGGAUGGCUGCUCCUGGAAAUUUGCUCGCUCGGAUGAGCUCACCCGCCAUUUCCGGAAGCACACAGGCAUCAAGCCCUUCAGGUGUACAGACUGCAACCGAAGCUUUUCUCGCUCUGACCACCUGUCCCUGCACCGCCGGCGCCACGAUACCAUGUGAACUCCAUAGGCCACACUAGAGGAGCUGCACUGGUCUCUUUCCUGUGUGUGUGCUGAGGUCAAGACCAUAUCUUCCUCUUUGACUUCAACUUGCCUCUGGGAUGGGGUUGGAGGAUCCUACUGAGCCAGGUUGUGGAGACUGGAGAAAAAAAUAGCUAGUCUCCCAUGGGGCUCUUCAUAUUCCACCUUCACCUCUCCACUAUCCAGACUUCAUUUUUUUCAACCUCCGCAUGGGUUGAAUUCCAGUGCGGCACCCAUGGCUGCCCCUGCCCCAAAACCCCUUCCCUGAAAUAGACAUUUUUCCUACAAUAACAAAACAGGAAUCAAACUCAAGGCUGUGAACAAACAUACGCUGCUUUUUCCCUCUAUUUUUUCUCUUGUUUUCUAUA